AUGCAGUCUAUUCUACAUCCCGUUAUUGGCCCGAAAAAGGAUAUACACGAUCUUAAUGGCAGAGUCGCUCUCAUCACUGGCGGUGCCAUGGGCAUAGGCUUCGAAAUCGCCAAAGCGUUUGUUCAGAACGGAGCGCGAGUGAUCAUGGUCAACCGCAAGGAAGAGCAAGGUGAAGAGGCUAUCAAGAAGAUUAAGGAAGAGUGUGGUCAGGAUGCGAAGAUCGAAUGGGAAGGAUGCGAUAUGGGCACGCUCAAGGAGGUCAAAGAGGUCUUCACGAAGAUACGAGAGCGCGAGGAGCGACUUGACUUGGCGAUGUGGCUCAUUCUUUCCGCCGGCAUUAAUGCAAACCAAUACGGAGAGACCAACGAUCACAUUGACCGCCACUUCCAAAUCAAUUGGCUUGGACAGUUCUAUGUGGUCAACCUGCUGUACCCCCUGCUUCGGAAGACAUCCAAGAUGCCUGAUACGCCUGCACCCCGUAUCGUAUUCGAGUCAUCAGAGCAGCAUCGCGCGGCUCCUUCGGUAGUCCAUUUUGGCUCGCUUGAUGAGAUCAACAACCCGGAGAUCGGCAAUCUGGAAGUGUACGGCAGGACGAAGCUGGCCAUCAUCCUCGGCGUCAAGUACGGUCUGCUCGAUCGGGUCAUCAAGCCGAAUAACGACAACAUCUACGCUCUCUCGGUCCAUCCAGGCGCGGUAAAUACCGCCAUGCAGCAACAGUGGAAAGAUGCUUACCCCGGUCUAUUCGGCAAGAUAGUGACCGCUAUCAUGCUCGCCGGUGGACGCGACGUUGAGCAAGGUUCUUACAGCGCGUUGUACGCUGCGACCAGCCCUGAGGUCGAGGAGAAAGGCUGGAAUGGCUACUACUUUAAUGAUCCUGGCCAGCCUGGUAAGGAGACGAAGCAAGCCUCUGAUCCGGCUCUAGGUGCUGCCUUAUGGGACCUGAGCACUCGGAUCAUCGAGGACAAGGUCGGUAAUGAUGCAUUGGUGGACUGGAAUGCUACUUCGUGA
Alternaria atra is the source of this 1008-nucleotide messenger RNA. RefSeq lists its product as uncharacterized. Lineage: Eukaryota; Fungi; Ascomycota; Dothideomycetes; Pleosporales; Pleosporaceae. The transcript has 5 exons. The record is from RefSeq and is a predicted model, not a curated record. Bases 1 to 1008 code for a protein of 335 amino acids.